Orbicella faveolata is the source of this 450-nucleotide messenger RNA. RefSeq lists its product as uncharacterized. Gene Ontology annotation, biological process: protein phosphorylation; male meiotic nuclear division; mitotic spindle assembly checkpoint signaling. Lineage: Eukaryota; Metazoa; Cnidaria; Anthozoa; Scleractinia; Merulinidae. The record is from RefSeq and is a predicted model, not a curated record. Gene Ontology annotation, molecular function: ATP binding; protein binding; protein kinase activity.
AUGGCUGUUCGCUUGCUGGAUUAUGCCUUUAGUGGCAAUUUGCGCAAAGUAAAGCGAUGUAUAAACAGUGGAGUUGACGUGGAUGCUUGUGAAAGUUCUGGGAAUUCAGCUCUUUAUCACGCUGUUAGUAGAAAUCAACAUAAGUGCGUGAAAUAUCUUUUGAGUUGUCGAGCAGACCCUAACAGGAUUAACAAAGAGGGUUACUCUCCAGUGAACGAAGCCUGCUUUAAAAACAACGUGAAAUGUUUAGCUCUGUUGGUUCAAUAUGGAGGUUCACUAGAUCAGCUUUCCGCUGAUCACAAAGAAAGUGCGAUUGUGUCUGCUUACAAAAAGCACAGCACAAAAGUUAUCAGAUUCAUAAACCUGUUAAAGGAUGAAGCCCUCACCAAAGACGGGCAUGACUUACUUGAAUUAGAAGCUGAGCACAAACAAAAGGUAGUGUUUCCAUAA